Messenger RNA from Rhipicephalus sanguineus (brown dog tick), 1654 nucleotides. RefSeq names its product P2X purinoceptor 7-like. Lineage: Eukaryota; Metazoa; Arthropoda; Arachnida; Ixodida; Ixodidae. The transcript has 3 exons. The record is from RefSeq and is a predicted model, not a curated record. Bases 1 to 648 code for a protein of 215 amino acids.
AUGGCUGCGAUGGAUGUCGGCGCAGACGUUGAACCCGCUGAACCUUGCAAUGAAGACCUCGCAAGGGAAGCGGGUUUACAUUUCAGCGACCUAAGCCAAGUGGAGCGCGAUAUGCUCCUUCGAGCUCGCGCGGCAGGCGUUCCUGCGUACGACAGCGGGCCGCUGGCCGCACCGUCGGAGAGCGAAGCCUCGUUGUCGACGGAAGGCGAGGCGGCCAGUCAGCCAAGCGAAGACGUCGGUGAAGAGUUUCAUUCGCGACUCAUCCGUACUGACUGGUGCGACUGUGGACAUUGCGUGGUGCUGGACAACUUUAGCGAGGAGGAAUGCCUUUGCUGUCGAGAGAUGGGAGAGCCUGUCGCUGCUGCGCAGCCUGAAGGAUGCAUCACGGAGCACCCGGAGUUCCACCUCUUGUGUCUCAACAUAGCUGUGCUCCGUGUUGCGUACUUCGAACUGCGGGCGCGCAGGGACUGCAUGGACGAAGACAUCCACAAGAGAUAUCGCUACACUGCCUACAGGCAGUUCGUCCGCUGGCUGUGGGGUCGCCUUGGUAGAGGUCACCGCUUCGUUCUACCCUCAUGCGUUGUGGCCAAAAUUCGGGGCACAUUCCCCACAGAGACCCCAACAGGCUUCAAGUAUCCAGAAUACUAGAAGAGUGCAAAUGAAUGAGCAGGCUGUGCAAACAGCACACUCAGUGCCACAUCGUGCGUGUGUGCGUCGUUUAGCAAGUGAAAGCUUUCGUGUGAUAUCACUCCUUGGAACGUCUGUGGCAGUCAAAAACGGCAUUUGCAACGUUUCUGCAGUCUACAGGCAUGCUCUGCUCGGCAUGAGGACCAGCUGUGCAACUCUGGUCUUCCUCACCGAAUUUGCCCCAGAAGACAUUGUGCGUGUCACCAUUCCUGUGUGUGCCAUUUAGCAAGUGAAAGCUUUCGUGUGAUGAUAUCACUCCUCGGGAUGGUUGUGGCCGUUAAAAAUGGCACUCGCAACGUUUCUACAGGUAUACUCUGCUCAGCAAUGGUAUCAGCUGUAACUUGAGUCUUUAUUGGUGCCUUUUCAGUGAAGUCCAGUGGGGUCUUCAUGUGUGUUAUAGCGUAAGUUGGCUAUUCAUUCAUUGGCACUUUUGCAGUGAAGUCCCAUGGGACCUGCAUGUGUGCUAUGGUCUUAAAUUGUCACGAUUUGUCCAGCUUGUGUUGCUUAGAAUGAAUCAAUAAUUUUAUGAUACAUUAGCUAUGGCUAUUUGGUUAGGAGGCAUUUGAGUUUAGGGAAGGAACUGACAUAACAUGGUGAAUGCCCACCUCAUGUGCAGACUCCCGCAGAAACAGUAGCAUGUCUUGGGCUUGACUGUCAUCGUUUUGCAAGCCCCAGACUUUGAAGGUUACAAUGCAAGGUACGCGAGAGAGAACAGGAACGUCGACAGGAGAAGCCAGCAGCAGUACUAGUGCAGAGGCACUAAAAGGGCUGAUAAAAUGUUUGCAAGAACAAGUGAGGUGCAGAAAAUCACUACGAAGUUUUGAAGAUAGUGAAGACAAAAGCUCGCAGAAAAUGGACUGACAGAUCAGACUACACGAGCAAGACUUCCGCAUUUCAAAGCUUGGUCACAAAACGUCGUUGCUUCUGUAAUCUAAAUAGCCACAGCACUGAAGACUGUCGGAGGUCA